This is a messenger RNA of Dioszegia hungarica, 1056 nucleotides long. RefSeq names its product G-protein beta subunit GPB1. The transcript is spliced from 5 exons. Gene Ontology annotation, molecular function: signaling receptor complex adaptor activity; protein binding. The record is from RefSeq and is a predicted model, not a curated record. Gene Ontology annotation, biological process: G protein-coupled receptor signaling pathway. Gene Ontology annotation, cellular component: cytoplasm; heterotrimeric G-protein complex. Bases 1 to 1056 code for a protein of 351 amino acids. NCBI's taxonomy places the organism in Eukaryota, Fungi, Basidiomycota, Tremellomycetes, Tremellales, Bulleribasidiaceae.
AUGUCGCAAGCGGAAAUACAAGAGAAGAUCUCGGCGGCGAGGAGAGAAGCGGACGGGUUGAAGGAUAAGAUCCGGACGGCGAAGGAUCAGACUGCGGACACGAGUCUCCGGGCAAUGGCCAACGACACCGCCCCUUUACCCCGUAUGACCCUCAAAUCCCGACGCACCCUCAAAGGCCAUCUCGCCAAGAUCUACGCCCUCCACUGGGCGGCCGACAACCGCCACAUCGUCUCUGCCUCGCAAGACGGCAAGCUGAUCGUCUGGGACGCCUACACCUCCAACAAGGUACACGCGAUCCCCCUCCGUUCGUCCUGGGUCAUGACGUGCGCCUAUGCCCCUUCGGGCCAAUACGUCGCGUGCGGCGGUCUCGACAAUUUAUGCUCCAUCUACUCGCUCCGCGGUGCCGAGCCAGGACAGCCCGCCGCUGCCGUCAAGGUCUCGAGGGAGCUGUCGGCGCACUCGGGGUACCUGAGUUGUUGUCGGUUCAUUGAUGAUCGGAAGAUCGUGACGAGUAGUGGGGACAUGACGUGUAUGCUCUGGGAUAUAGAGCAGGGAGUGAGGACGAUGGAGUUUAAUGAUCAUACUGGGGACGUCAUGAGCAUCUCGCUUUCACCAAACCACAACCUCUUCGUAUCAGGCGCGUGCGACGCCACGGCCAAGGUCUGGGAUAUCAGGACAGGGAAGGCGGUGCAGACGUUUACGGGGCAUGAGUCGGAUAUCAACGCUGUCCAAUUCUUCCCCAACGGCGACGCCUUCGCUACCGGCUCCGACGACGCCUCGUGCAAGCUAUACGACCUCCGCGCAGACCGCGAGCUCAACACCUACGCCCACGACAAUAUCCUGUGCGGUAUCACCUCGGUCGGCUUCUCCAAAUCCGGCAGGGUCCUCUUUGCCGGCUACGACGACUACAAUAUCAAUAUCUGGGAUACGCUUAAGGGCGAGCGGGUCGGCGUGCUCGCCGGGCACGAUAAUCGGAUUUCGUGUCUGGGCGUUAGCGAUGAUGGGAUUGCGCUGUGCACGGGAUCUUGGGACAGCUUGUUGAAGGUCUGGUCGUGA